AUGCUAUGUUUCACAACUUCACAGGUAUCUGAUCGACAACCCGAUUUGACGCGUUCGCAUCCUUUCUCAAAACGAGUAAACAGACGGUCCGUCAGAGUUGCCAUUCGGGAUCAGGAGCGUGCUGAUUUUAAAAACGAAAGUGAUAACGAUGUUUACGUAGAAAGCACUGAGACUGAAAAUGAACUCUCGGAAAACGAACCCUCCCCUAAGAGAAGACGGAAAAAUGGUAAACGCAUAACUACUUCAGAAAAAAUUUCACAACCCGGAAAAAUUACUACACCUCCUAAAAUAAGAGUAAAAUCAAUUGGCCAAAUUAAACCUUUAGCGCUUCGUCAACAGCCAACAACUGAACCACAAACAUUUUAUGACCGUGCUAGGUCUAUGUUACGCUUAGAGGAAGUUCCGGAUACGUUACCAUGUCGUGAGAAAGAAUAUAAACAACUUUACGAAAGGGUAAAAUCGGCAAUAGAACAGUUUUCGGGGCAUCGAAUUUUUAUAUCUGGUCAACCCGGAACAGGAAAAACGGCAACUGUACGACAAGUUGUAAAAAAUUUACAACAAAAAGUUGAAGAAAAGGAAUUGAUUCCCUUUGAGUUUGUCGAAAUCAAUGGGAUGGAAAUAAAACCUCCUGAGAAAGCCUAUCCUAUAAUAUGGAAGGCACUAACAGGAGACCAUGUUACUUUCAAAGAUGCUGAGAUUUUGUUAGCUCAAACUUUUAGCGCACCGUCAAGGCGAGGCCCAAUAUUAUUAAUGAUAGAUGAAUUUGAUACUCUUGUCAAGAAAAAGAGCACAGUGAUUUAUAAUUUAUUGAAUUGGACAACAUUUCUAAAUUCAUAUUUUAUAGUUAUUGCAUUGACGAAUCGAAUAGAUUUGUAUGUGAAUAUGCUUCCUCUUAGUAGUGAUAGUCGGAUGGGUUUGGAUCGAUUUUCGUUUGCUCCGUAUACCCACGCAGAAUUAGCUAUCAUUGUUAAGUCACGACUUGAAGGAAUUGAUUUAUUCACGAAUGAAGCUAUAGAAUUUGCUGCCAGAAAAGUUAGUUCAAUUACUCAAGACGCAAGAAACGCUUUAUGCAUUUGCAGCCGAGCCGUCGGAAUUCUUGAAUCUUUAGUGAAGAAAGAUGAUACUGUGAACAAUAAAGUCACCAUAGAGAUAAUAAAAGAAGCUAUAAAAAAGACUAUCACUCCUUGGUCAAGAUAUAUCAGAAAAUGUUCAUUUCAGGCAAAAUUAUUUCUCUGUAGUUUAUAUUUGCUGAGAAAGGAUGAAAAAUUAGAAAUCGAAUAUAAAGAUAUCGCUGAGAAAUUUAUUAAAUUAUGUAAAGGAAAAGAUAUUCCUCAACCAACCUACACUGAAAUAUCAGAUAUUGCUUAUGAUCUUGCAUCAUCUUUGAUUUUGAUUAUGGAUCCAAGUAAAGAUAUUUGUGCAUCUGUAGAUUUCAACGCCAAUGAAGAGGAAGUGCAAAUAGUGUUGAACGAGGACCCAUUUUUUCGUGAUAUGAUAAAAUUAUAA
Messenger RNA from Diversispora eburnea, 1506 nucleotides. The record is from the annotation of a GenBank genome assembly. Lineage: Eukaryota; Fungi; Glomeromycota; Glomeromycetes; Diversisporales; Diversisporaceae.